This is a messenger RNA of Capsaspora owczarzaki ATCC 30864, 863 nucleotides long. RefSeq lists its product as hypothetical. Gene Ontology annotation, cellular component: nucleus; cytoplasm. The record is from RefSeq and is a predicted model, not a curated record. NCBI's taxonomy places the organism in Eukaryota, Filasterea, Ministeriida, Capsasporidae. Gene Ontology annotation, molecular function: RNA endonuclease activity; sequence-specific DNA binding; RNA binding. The transcript is spliced from 8 exons. Bases 18 to 863 code for a protein of 281 amino acids.
UGAAAAACCACUCGCUGAUGGAGACCGAAUCCGCUGCUGCUGCUGCUGCUGCUGCUGGUGCUCCAGCGACUGCGCCAAAGCGGCGGUUUGAAGGCGGACAACGCGACGCUUGCAAACAGUUUGCUGCGACCAUGGACGCAAAGAACGAUCGCCACGAACGACUCGUCAAGCUGAGCAGAGACCUCACCGUGCAAAGCAAGCGUGUCAUAUUCGCAGCUCAGCGCGCAACCGAAGCCAAGCAACGAGACGCGAUUGUGGCACAGGCACUGCAGACACUAGAGGAUAUCCGCCAGAAUCAAAUCCGGCCAAUGGCGGUCGAUGCUUACUCGAUGCGAUCUCGAUUCGAGAGCAGAUAUGCAAGAGCUUACUCGCCUGGCAUGCAAGAAUACAUUGAAGCAGUCUCGUUCGUCCACUACCUAGCCACUGCCACGUUGAUUACGCAACGGCAACUUGAAGAACAAUUGUUGUUUGAUGAGGCUCUUUCUUUCCCUGUCACAAUCACCGACUACCUCCUUGGCGUGACGGACUUGACGGGCGAGCUUAUGCGCUUUGCGAUUGCUAGCGUAGGCUCUGGCAACCAGCAAGAACCGAUGCUUAUUGGAUCCUUCGUGCGAACCUUGACCCAAGUGUUUUCUUUGCUCACCGGCACUGGAAUCCGGGACUUGCCUGCCAAGCUGCGUGUGAUGCAGUCUAGUUUGGAGAAAAUCGAGCAAGUGUGCUACAACAUUACGGUCCGAGGCUCGGAAAUUCCAAAGGAAAUGCUGGCCCAAGCGGCUCAAUUCUGGUCCUCAUCCUCUGCCACGACGUCUGGUCCCGGCGAUGACUACGCCGGUGGUGCUGGCGGGAAUCAGAACGACGACUGA